Clarias gariepinus (North African catfish) is the source of this 2218-nucleotide messenger RNA. RefSeq names its product v-fos FBJ murine osteosarcoma viral oncogene homolog Aa (gene fosaa). NCBI's taxonomy places the organism in Eukaryota, Metazoa, Chordata, Actinopteri, Siluriformes, Clariidae. The transcript has 4 exons. The coding region runs from base 547 to 1620 and encodes 357 amino acids. Gene Ontology annotation, biological process: regulation of transcription by RNA polymerase II. Gene Ontology annotation, molecular function: RNA polymerase II cis-regulatory region sequence-specific DNA binding; DNA-binding transcription factor activity, RNA polymerase II-specific. The record is from RefSeq and is a predicted model, not a curated record. Gene Ontology annotation, cellular component: nucleus.
UCGCGUAUGUCAUAUCAGCUACAAAAAAUGACCAUCUUUGCUAUUUCAUUGAAAUAAACUAUUCAUUUUACCAUAUUGUAUAUUUCAUUCAUACUGUCCUUUAUUUAGGGGAUGUGUGUUGGCUUUUAGAGUAGUUGGUGUGCAUCAGUAUUUCAUGAAUGAACGAGUUGGACAUGUUCUCUAACAGGGGGUCAAGAAUUACAGUAAGAUUAAAAUAAAAAAUAUUUAACCCAAAUCGUUAUUCAAUAAUCCUGGGUAUUAAUAUAGCCCACUGAAGUGUGUAUGUAUUCUUAAAGGCAGGUGCCUUUGUGUUGUGAAAAGAUGCUCCCCGCAGCCAGAAUGGUACAUCCUCGGUUCAUUCAUAAAAUUCUGAGGGAAUAAAUAGGAGGGGCUUGGAUAGAAGGCUUAUCAGUGACCAGGUUUAUAUAUAAACCUGGAAAAGGGCGACUGGAAUCAGGGAAGCAAGGCAGACAGAGCAGGUCCCUGGUCUAUUUCUUUUUGUUUGUUUGUUUUUUUUUUCUUCUGGAAACGUGCCUGUGUGGAGAAAUGAUCCUCAGCAAAGCCGGUGUGGAGUCUGUGUCACGCUGCAGUUCUGCAUCUCCUGUCGGAGAGCUGAUGGAGACCACACAGGGCCUGGGACCGGAUCAUGAGGCGCCCGUGGCUCCGUUUGUCCCCACAGUCACUGCCAUCUCCACCAGUCCAGAUUUGCAGUGGAUGGUGCAGCCGACCAUCAUCACGUCCGUUUCCCCGUCUGCGUCCAGACCUGAAACCGGAGAGACAGCAGCCAAGAGGAGUGGGGCCAAAGCGAAGAACAUCACCAGAAAGGAAAAAGGCGAGCAGCUCACACCAGAAGAGGAAGAGAAGAAGAGGAUAAGGAGAGAGAGAAAUAAAAUGGCUGCAGCAAAGUGCAGGAACAGACGGAGAGAGCUCACCGACACCUUGCAGGCUGAAACAGACAAGCUGGAGGAAGACAAAGCAGCUCUGCAGGCAGAAAUAGCAAAUCUUCUAAAAGAAAAGGAGAGACUUGAGUAUGUCCUUGCUUCACACAAGCCUAUAUGCCAGCUGCCUGAAGAGCUGGAAAGCAUUUUCCCAGAGUCACCACAGCCUCUCCCUUCUUCUGAGAUAUCUGGCCAACUUCCAGAGGAUGGUGCGCAGGACACCCCUUCUCUACAAGAUUUAGAGACUCCUUCUGUUCCUCCCACAGCUAUCUCAGGCAACUCCAAUAUUCUGCUGUGCUCUAGCGCAGAGGUCAGUUUGUGCGACCUUGAGCCGUCACUGGAUGUCAAGGAGGAGCUGCUGGAAAAUAUCCUUGGCAGUGUGGAAGAGGACAGGAUCUCAGUGGAGAAAGCACGCUCAGUCCCUGACAUCGACCUCAACGGUUCCCUAGGCUUCACAGACUGGGAAACCCUGUACAAGUCAGUGGCCAAUGAUCUGGAGCCCUUAAGCACCCCUGUGGUCAGUGCCUCCACCCCUACUUGCAGCAAUUACUUGUCCAUCUUUACUUUCGCCUGUCCAGAGCUGGACUCUCUGACUGAGGAACUGGAUGGCUGCAAGAGUGGGGUGUCCAAAUCUGAUGCGAGUGUGGAUCUUCUAAACUCCCCUACGCUCCUGGCACUAUAAACACGUACUGUGUCUAACAAAAUGGAAGGUUUUACAUUGUCAGUGAAUAGAUAUCACUGUGUUGUGAUAUCUGAGAAGAGUGGUAUUUUCGGGAAGUCUGCAGCAUCCGUGAACCGUGUAAUGCAACCAAGCAAGACCUAGUUUACCCUCUUCCAGAUACUUUUGAUGUAGCUAAGAGCAUGGAAAAAAAAUCUAUGACAUUGUAUCCUAUGGACAGUUAUGAACUAUAUUCUGAUUUGAAAAGCAUGCGCAAAGAUCUAAUAUAAAACAAGAUAUAAAUCAAUUAAUAUAUAUGUAUGUUAGAGUUUUAUAUCUAUUUGAUCUUCUGUGAGGUCUUCUGUAAGCUAUAUUGUGCACUGUUUGCUGUGCAGUUUUGUGUUUUUGAUGGCAGUAUAGAUUAUCAGUGUUGUGCUUUAGUAUAUAUUCUUGACAGUUCUUACAUACCUCAGUGUCAUCAUGCAGUCUGUGUUAUGACAUCAUUAAUAACGUUUAGAGUUUUCCAUGAAAACAUCCAGUGGUAUAUUAAUCAAAAUGUAUUUUAUGAUACUUUAUUUUUCUACCUUAUAAAUUUUUUGACUUGUGCAUCAGAUGAAAAGAG